AUGCGAGCGAACGGCAGCGAGUUGAACGGCACCGUUCUUCCGCGGGACCCGCCGGCCGAGGGCUCCCCGCGCCGACAGCCCUGGGUCACCUCCACGCUAGCCACCAUCCUGAUCUUCACCAUCGUAGUGGAUCUGCUGGGUAACUUGCUGGUCAUCCUCUCGGUGUACCGCAACAAGAAACUGCGGAACGCGGGAAAUGUAUUUGUGGUAAGCCUGGCAAUUGCAGACUUGGUCGUAGCAAUCUAUCCAUAUCCUCUGGUCCUCACAUCUGUAUUUCACAAUGGAUGGAAUCUGGGAUACCUUCACUGCCAGAUUAGUGGCUUCUUGAUGGGCCUAAGUGUCAUUGGAUCAAUUUUCAAUAUUACAGGCAUUGCUAUCAAUCGAUACUGCUAUAUCUGCCACAGUCUCAAAUAUGACAAGCUGUACAGCGACAAGAAUUCUUUGUGCUAUGUUGUUCUUAUCUGGGUCCUAACAGUUGUUGCUAUUGUGCCCAACCUGUUUGUAGGAUCUCUACAGUAUGACCCCAGGAUUUACUCGUGCACAUUUGCACAGUCUGUGAGUUCAGCAUAUACAAUAGCAGUGGUGUUUUUCCACUUCAUGCUUCCCAUAGCCAUCGUUACUUACUGUUACUUGAGAAUAUGGAUUCUUGUUAUUCAGGUAAGACGAAGGGUUAAACCAGACAACAACCCCAGACUGAAACCACAUGACUUCAGAAACUUUGUAACCAUGUUUGUGGUAUUUGUACUGUUUGCAGUAUGCUGGGCUCCUCUGAAUUUCAUUGGCCUUGCUGUGGCUGUUGACCCAGAAACUAUAAUCCCUAGGAUUCCAGAGUGGUUGUUCGUGUCUAGCUAUUACAUGGCAUAUUUCAACAGCUGCCUUAAUGCCAUCAUAUAUGGACUCCUGAAUCAGAACUUCAGAAGAGAAUACAAGAAAAUUGUUGUCAGUUUUUGUACAGCAAAAGCUUUUUUCCAGGACAGUUCUAAUGAUGCAGCAGACAGGAUAAGAAGUAAACCUUCUCCGCUGAUUACGAACAACAAUCAAGUGAAGGUGGACUCUGUGUGA
This is a messenger RNA of Centrocercus urophasianus (Greater sage-grouse), 1062 nucleotides long. It is a transcript of the gene MTNR1A, whose product is annotated as melatonin receptor 1A. Bases 1 to 1062 code for a protein of 353 amino acids. Lineage: Eukaryota; Metazoa; Chordata; Aves; Galliformes; Phasianidae. Gene Ontology annotation, cellular component: membrane. Gene Ontology annotation, biological process: G protein-coupled receptor signaling pathway. The transcript has 2 exons. Gene Ontology annotation, molecular function: melatonin receptor activity. The record is from RefSeq and is a predicted model, not a curated record.